Messenger RNA from Pollicipes pollicipes, 1751 nucleotides. RefSeq lists its product as uncharacterized. NCBI's taxonomy places the organism in Eukaryota, Metazoa, Arthropoda, Thecostraca, Pollicipedomorpha, Pollicipedidae. The coding region runs from base 83 to 763 and encodes 226 amino acids. The record is from RefSeq and is a predicted model, not a curated record. The transcript is spliced from 4 exons.
GUGGCGCGAGCACGUGCGGCGCGUCGAUAGGACUGGUAUCAACAGGAAGCGGGGGUUAGGGGGACAUGAGACGCAGGUGAAAAUGGCUCGGCAGUGGACGGUGAUGGCGGCGCUGGUGGCGCUCUGCGCUUUGCCGGCGACCUCCGGAUGGCUGCUGGAGGGCCUGGUGGCCUCCUGGGUGGUGCCAGAUGUGCAGGCUGGUGACAGGAACCGCGUGCAGCCCAAGAGGACGCAGCCACUCCAGCUGCCUGAGGAAAAGGAACAGGAGCCGAUGGAGUUUGUGCCACCACGGCCUCACCCGGCCACGGAGCCCCCGGAGCGGAAGCCCCACCGGACACCCCCGGGCGCCGACGACAAGGCCACGCCCACCGUGCGCGACAUCGAGGCCACGGCCCAGCUGUACCGCCUGCUGAAGGAUCGGAGACGCAGCGACAGGCGAUCCAUGGCCUCCGCCUCCUCGUGGCGCCAGAGCAAGCCGGCCUGCAUGCAGCGUUUCAUCUGUGAAGUGCACAUGCAGGAAGACCACGAGCUGGCCAAGGCCGGCGACGUCGAGAAAAACGUUGCCAACACGCUAAGACGGUUCACCCUGGAGCUACCGGACAGCGCCGCCUACCAGUACACGUACGCGGCGCACAUGGGCCGGCUGAUGCGCGACUCGCCCAGUUCCAGCUGCCACGAGAUGUUCAGCUCGUGCCCCUUCAGCCGCGAGGACAUGCUACUGCUGAUGCAGUCGCUUACCGUCUCCAAACCUAGUCUGGCGUGAAGGGCGUCCGUUGGUCCACCCUGGGUCCGCCUGUCUGUGAAGCGCGUGUAGUGUUCGUCUUGCGACGCUUGAGAUGGGCCAAACUAGAAGUGAAGUUUCCGGGGCAGUUGCUAGCCCUGGGCCUCUUCCUCAACUCAGUUCUUCUUUCAUUUUCUUGAACUUUUUAGCCAGUUCCCUGAAGUUAUAUUGUUCAAACCGCUAGGAUGUACGUUUUUAGACAUGGUGAUUAAACGCUCGCUUAGCGCCUCACCAACUCAUCUCGCGGAACUGCGCCCUCGGGCCUAAGCCUAGCAAAAGUCAAGCGCUAAGAGGUUCCCCGGUGUUGGAUCGGUCGAACGCCAGACUGCAGACUGCCGAGUCUGAUGGGCGGUGAUAGGACGCUACCGAGUCUGAUGAGCGGUGAUAGGAUGCUUUUCGCUGGCUUUCGACCUCUAGUCAAGCCACCCAGUUGUAAUUCCCGUUCCAAGGAAUCCGGGGUGACGAGCUAAUGCAUGUGUAGUGUGUGUCCAGUCAGGCGGCCGGCCCGACGAAACUGUGGCUCUGGCCUGGACAGAUUUCAGUAAUCGGUAAAAGUCUCUGUCUUUUGAUGUUGAAGGCAGUUGUGCGUACAGGAUGCCUUAGCGGGUGUGGUGCAGGCGUAUGUGAAUGUGGUUCUGUGCUUUUCGUAUAAAUGCAUUCCACGAUAAUCGGAGUUCCGUGCAUCGUCCGAUGAUUGCCUGUGAUCACAAACGUCUCAAGCUAAUAUGUGUGAUCAGCCGAUGUCUGUGCUGACCUUCCCGAGGACGGGUGCCUGGAUACUUCAUUUUUUUAUAAUACGGCGUUGUGCACUGCAACAAUCGUCAGAACAAACCACAUCCCCAGUUCAGUUCUCACUCAAUUGGUGCAUCUUGCAUUCAGGAUCUAGACAUGGAUGUGAGUUGUGAAUAUGGCUUGAAUGAUGCAUGUUUGAAUCAUAUACAUCUGGAGUAUUUGUUUUAAGUAGUGUUGU